AUGCCCUUCUUCGAGUCCACCAAUUCCUCCAUCUUCUACGUCGACGAAGGGGCCGGCCCCCCAGUGAUCUUCAUCCACGGAUGGACGUGCGAUAUCCACGACUGGGUCUUCCAAAUACCAUACUUCCAGAAGAGCGGGUACAGGACAAUCGCAUUCGAUACUCGCGGCCACGGUCGCUCUCCCGUCCCCUCGAAAGACAACCCGUCCGAGCUCGGCCCCGAGGCCACAGUCGCCGACGCCGAGGCCCUGCUGCGACACCUCGACAUCAACGCCGACAACCCGGUUGUCGUCUUCGGCCACUCUUCUGGGUGCCUCAUUGCGUCCCUAUUGGCCAUCAGCUCACCGCGGUUGGUCAGAGCUCUGGUCCUGGUCAGCCCUAUGUACUACCGGCUUCAAGAAGAAGGCCUGGCACAGGGCAGGAAGCUCGACGGCGAUGCCUACGGUCUCGUGAACCGCAUCUUCGAGGCGCAGGGCACGACGAGCGAAACGCCGGGGUGGCUUACGGCGCGGCAUAGGAUCAGACUGUUAGGCGUGCCGGAAUGGGUUGUGCGCGAGGCGGCGUACCAGAGGGAGCCGGUGGGGAGUUGGGAAUCUGCUCGGAAGCUGAUGCCCCGGAGACAAUGCCCUCGCUUGGUGGUCAUGCCGAACGACGCAAAUGUCGAGAAGGAGAAGGGGCUUGGUAUGGGGGAGAAAGACCGAGUUGAGGUACUAAGGGCUGGUCAUUGGAUGCAUGUCCAGGAGAGCGGACAGUUCAAUACCCUGGUUCAACUCUGGCUCGCGCAAAUCAGCUAG
This is a messenger RNA of Anthostomella pinea, 792 nucleotides long. The record is from the annotation of a GenBank genome assembly. NCBI's taxonomy places the organism in Eukaryota, Fungi, Ascomycota, Sordariomycetes, Xylariales, Xylariaceae.